Molecule: messenger RNA, 866 nt
Organism: Lindgomyces ingoldianus
Lineage: Eukaryota; Fungi; Ascomycota; Dothideomycetes; Pleosporales; Lindgomycetaceae
Exons: 1
Coding region: 105-815 (236 amino acids)
Source: RefSeq, a predicted model, not a curated record
UUCCUCGUCCCCUGAUCCCGUACUAUGCAUAUGCGGCUAGAAAUAGAUGCAUAGCGAACCUUCCUGGAGCCACUUAACUCCCACAACAUACAGCAGUGCAAUUCAUGCACAUGCUCGCCAACGGCGCAAGACUGGUCCACGCUGAGAGGGCAAAGCAGCAAGAAAAAACUUUCGAGGCUUCCACCCCGCCACUCGAAUUCUUUCUCAUCAAGCACACAAGGCAACGCAACUGCUGCCCUCAGAAAGCGCCACCGUUCUUCGUUUCCCACCUCCACUUGUUUCCUCGUAGAGGCCGCUUCUCACAUUGUAGACGAAACUUAAACUCACAAUAUUGCACAGUCGGACAUAUCUUCUUACGCCCUUCAAAGCUCACCGUCCCCGAACCCGGAUCUCGGCGUACAUGUCCCUCAGACAUUCUAGCCAACCACCUCACUCUCAAGCAUGCGUUCGGCGCGGGGCCUUUGCAUUUUCGCUGUCCAGGCCAUCUCUCUCGACCCAUAGUGCGCUUCUGCCUGCCAAUCCGCAAGAAGCUCACCAGUGCCGCCUUACCCAGACCUUACCGCAACCAUUCCGACAUACGUUACCGUGGCCGAUGCCCAGCCUCGCUAUUGAACGCUAAUGCGCAAACGCUCCAGCCCAGUGGUCUCCAGCGGGCCACCGCACAAGACGGCCAGUCUCGGGAUCAAAAUUAUGUGUGGGUAACGCUGCCCCUCUGCUACCUAGCACUCCACAAACCAUGUGCAGCGUCUUACCCAGCAUACUCCAAACCUCACAUGACGAGUUUUUACUCCAGCAGAGAGCGCGGCUGCAUGUAGUAAAAAUCAACGUCCGCCCUUGAGGUCGGGAACCAGGUCGACCGUGUAGGG